UCUACAUUUGACAAAGUUUGGAACAUCGAACCCGUUAAGUUUGCUAUUGUGACUAAAAAUGGUGCGAAAUUUGAAGACUUAGACAUAGAAGGUUUGUUAGCAGUCAAAGAAAAUUUUGACAGAAGGUUCUCAAACCUUAAAGAAGGCAAAGCAUACAAACUUGUUAUACCUUAUGAACCAAAGAAAGCAGACGACUAUGAAUAUUAUGAGUCUAAGAUAGUUGAAGUUCAAGGUAAAUUGGGUAAAAAGAUUUUAGAGUCUAAGCCAGUGUUUGCUCCUAAAGAGGAAGAGAACAUUGACAUUGACCCAGAAAUGUUCUAA
Messenger RNA from Trichomonas vaginalis G3, 321 nucleotides. Its product is annotated as protein of unknown function, DUF4108 family. The record is from RefSeq and is a predicted model, not a curated record. The annotation marks the transcript as partial. The transcript has a single exon. NCBI's taxonomy places the organism in Eukaryota, Parabasalia, Trichomonadida, Trichomonadidae.